GAUCUCCCGUCAGUUCCUCCUCGUUCCGGGUCCCUGCCGGGCCUGGGGAGAACCUGGAGCCGAUAGGGCUCGGCCCAGGGCUCUCGGGGGGGGCGGCGGGGCAGGCGGCCGUCUCCUGGAGGGUUGCGACCUCCAGCGGGAGCUCGAGGCGGGGCAUGUCUGGGAGUGGCUGCCUGGUCCAGGGGGUACUGCCUGAAGGCGGUUGCCUACCUGUUGGGCUGGUUGUUUCCUGCCCUGGGGCCGGCACGGUCGAGCUGUCAGCAAAAGAACGCAGCCCCCCACCACUUGGGCCCUCUAACUGGAGGCAAUUGACACAGUUGAAUAAGGCACUGGUCCCACUGCAUGGUAGAAAAAAAUAAUAGUACUCUGGAAAGGAAGAGAAAUGGAAGUGAAAAAGUUGAGCAUUUCCUGGCAAUUCUUGAUAGUUCUGGUUCUGAUCCUGCAAAUUCUGUCUGCGUUGGAUUUUGACCCAUACAGAGUCCUAGGGGUCAGCCGAACAGCCAGUCAGGCUGAUAUUAAAAAGGCUUAUAAGAAGCUCGCCCGGGAAUGGCAUCCUGACAAAAACAAAGAUCCUGGAGCAGAAGACAAGUUCAUUCAAAUCAGCAAGGCUUACGAGAUUCUUUCCAAUGAGGAAAAGAGAUCACAAUACGACCACUACGGAGACGCCGGGGAGAACCAGGGCUACCAGAAGCAGCAGCAGCGAGAGUAUCGCUUCCGCCAUUUCCACGAGAAUUUUUAUUUUGACGAAUCUUUUUUUCACUUCCCUUUUAAUUCUGAGCGGCGGGACUCGAUUGAUGAAAAAUAUUUAUUGCACUUUUCGCAUUAUGUGAAUGAAGUGGUUCCAGAUAGCUUUAAGAAACCCUACCUCAUUAAGAUCACCUCCGAUUGGUGCUUUAGCUGCAUCCAUAUUGAGCCUGUUUGGAAAGAAGUAGUCCAAGAACUGGAAGGAUUGGGCGUAGGAAUCGGCGUGGUCCAUGCUGGGUAUGAGAGACGCCUGGCCCAUCACCUGGGAGCACACAGCACACCCUCUAUCCUAGGAAUCAUAAAUGGGAAAAUCUCCUUCUUCCAUAACGCAGUUGUCCGUGAGAACCUGCGACAGUUUGUGGAGAGUCUUCUUCCAGGGAACUUGGUGGAGAAAGUUACAAAUAAAAAUUAUGUCCGAUUCCUCUCUGGCUGGCAGCAAGAGAACAAACCACAUGUCCUUCUGUUUGACCAGGUGCCCGUGGUACCACUGCUCUACAAGUUGACUGCUUUUGCUUACAAAGAUUACUUGUCAUUUGGAUAUGUGUACGUUGGUCUGCGAGGGGCGGAAGAGAUGACGAGGCAGUUCAACAUCAAUGUCUAUGCCCCCAGCAUCUUGGUCUUUAAAGAACACAUACACAAGCCUGCCGACGUUAUCCAGGCCCGAGGUAUGAAGAAGCAGGUCAUCGAUGACUUCAUCACCCAAAACAAGUACCUGCUGGCGGCCAGGCUCACCAGCCAGAAGUUGUUCCAUGAACUCUGCCCCGUAAAGCGGUCUCACCGACAGAGGAAGUACUGUGUGGUUUUACUGACCACUGAGGCUGCCAAGUUGAGUAAACCCUUCGAGGCCUUUCUGUCCUUUGCUCUGGCAAACACACGAGACACAGUGAGAUUCGUGCACGUCUACAGCAAUCGGCAGCAGGAGUUUGCCAACACCUUACGACCAGACAGUGACGCGUUUCGAGGAAAAUCUGCGGUAUCUAUCUUAGAAAGGCGCAACACGGCGGGUAGGGUGGUGUACAAAACGCUGGAGGAUCCCUGGACUGGGAGCGAGAGCGAUAAGUUCAUCCUUUUGGGUUAUCUUGACCAGCUGCGGAAAGACCCAGCUCUUCUGUCCUCGGAGGCUGUGCUCCCCGACUUGACCGAUGAGCUUGCCCCUAUCUUUCUCCUCCGGUGGUUCUACUCUGCUGCUGGCUACGUCUCAGACUGCUGGGACAGCUUAUUUCACAGCAACUGGCGGGAAAUGAUGCCCCUUCUGUCCCUGGUCUUCUCUGCCCUCUUCAUCCUCUUCGGCACUGUCAUCAUUCAGGCUUUCAGUGACUCAAACGAUGAGCGGGAGUCCAGCCCUCCAGAUAAAGAGGAAGCCCAUGAGAAGACCGGGAAGACAGAGCCAAGCUUCACCAAGGAGCAUAGCAGCAAGAUUCCUAAAAAAGGCUUCGUGGAGGUAACUGAACUCACAGAUGUAACGUACACCAGUAACUUGGUACGCCUGAGGCCAGGCCACAUGAAUGUGGUCCUUAUCCUGUCAAAUUCCACCAAGACCAGCCUGCUGCAGAAAUUCGCUUUGGAGGUCUACACAUUCACUGGGAGCAGCUGCCUCCAUUUUUCCUUCCUGAGUCUAGAUAAACACAGAGAAUGGCUAGAAUACUUACUAGAAUUUGCUCAAGAUGCAGCCCCAAUCCCAAACCAGUAUGACAAGCAUUUCAUGGAACGGGACUACACUGGCUACGUCCUGGCUCUGAAUGGCCACAAAAAAUACUUCUGCCUCUUCAAACCCCAAAAAACAGUCGAGGAGGAGGAAGCCAUGGGGUCGUGCAGUGAUCUUGACUCCUCCCUCCAUCUGGGUGAAUCUCGAGGGAAAACUUCCUAUGGCCUUGGAUCCAAGCCCAUCAAAGGAAAAUUGAGCAAGUUGUCCUUAUGGAUGGAACGGCUGCUGGAAGGCUCCUUACAGAGGUUUUAUAUCCCGUCAUGGCCUGAACUAGACUGAGAAGAUUUCAAAAAGAGACUUAAACUCUUCAGACUUUUUAACAGGCCCCCUUGAACAGGUAUUUUCAGGACUCAAACAAUUGCAAAGGACAGAGUAUAGAUUUUAGCUUAUUCUUCUAGAACAAUGGCUAGAAGAAUCUUUCCUUUGUCCUCUUCUAACCUAGGAGUGAAAAACACCGCCCGUUGAAUUCCCUAGAGCAAAAGAUUUUCCUUUGGGUGUCUUUUUUCCCCUCAUUUGAAUGCCGCACUAUUUAAAACAGACUGCUCAUUCUCUCUCUCUGUCAUCCCCACCACAUGCUCGCCCUCCCCUGUCCUGCCUCUGUGCUGUGGGAGAAGCACGGGCCUCAACCCUGCAGCGGAACCUGGAGGGACCCUCGCGAGCCUGGUGUGCUGGUCAGGUCAUUUCCCGCCUCCACCCUGCCACGCCUCCCCAGCCCGCCCUCACCCCACCCACCCCCCACCCCACCCCUGCCUGGCCUGUGCUGGGCUUCUGCCUCAGUGGAUGCUGUAGCAAUGGGACAACCCACGGCAGCUUCUGGGCCCUGCAUCUCAGAAGAGGCCUAGUUCCAAGUCUUACAUUAAUAGUUUCCCUGGUAGCAAAUGGCUAAAAGUACAUUUUGGGGGUAUCCCCCUACAACAGUUUGUCAGCCACGGUUUUAAAAGCAUAGGGUUGAGUUGGGGGUUCUGCAUGUAAGUUUGGGUUUCUUCCCAAGACAAGAGAGAAGGGUCAGCUGGUCAGAGACUGAAGCGAUGCCUCAGUGAGCAUCUUGGCAGCCGCCUCCCCAGCACUAAAGGUAGCCGGGGAGGGAUCUGCACAGCAAGCAGUACUGUAAUGACCUUGAGCCAUUUGCGAGUAUGUUUCCAGAUGCCUUUCUGCCUCUGUCAGUUUUAGGGUAUGGGUAUUAGGAGCCAUAACUUGUAAUCUUCUCUGAACAUAGAGAUGAGCUGCUAUAAGCCAGUAGAUGUUCAACUGAAGACAUUAUUCCUGCCAUGAGUCAGGUUCAGAGAACCUCUUCCCUCCAGCGGUGUCUCUUUAGUAAAAUACCAGACAUGUCUUUGUAUCAAGGAACUUAAAAUUUCUCAACAAUUGUAUUUUGAACACUGUUACCCUCAAAGUGCUGUAUCUUCCCGUCCUCUUUCAUGAGCCAAUACUUGUUUUAGACUCCUGUUUUGCUUACGUUGAGCUUCUGGCCUAUAUUUUGAUGUCUCAUCUUAAUUGUUUUCACUCUUAACCUGCAACUGCUUCACUGGUAACAGGGUGAGACCUGUCAUCAGCAACCUAGCCCACUCAGUUCCAGUGAACAGUGGGCUCCGGGCAGGAUCGUACCAGCGAGUUAGAGAGCUUACCUUUUCUUUUUAGAGCAAAUCACCAGUGGAGUUUGGACAACCUCAGAGAGUUCAAAUGUCAAAGCAUAUUGUCCUUUUGUAAAGUGAAGAGUCAAAAAUCACUGAUGGGACAAAAUAGGUUAGUAAUUUCUUUAAUCAUAACUGCUUUAAACUAAGCCAUUUGGACCCUGAAUAAUUUAAAUAUUGAGCUUACAGUGGCACGUAAUAAAUUACUUGAGCCCAGAAAUUCCUGCAGUUUUCAUGGAAUCUAUAGCUUUAUUUUAAAAACUAAAGAAAUCACUGCCAGACUUUAUUUUUCCACAUGCUCCUCUAAAAAUGGAUGUAUAUUCUGAUUGUCAUAUCUCAUGGCACCUGGCCCAGGUAAAAGUGAUCAAGGAAUUCAUUUUUGGCUCCUUGAUGCACCAAGUACUUAAAAAAAUUUUUUUCUGUCUUUUAUGGCCGAGUUGCUUAUAUGAGUAGUGUUUUGGUUCAGUGGUACUUUUUUUUUUUUAAUUUCUGGUACUAAUGGGAUUCCUGACCUUAAUUUCUGAAAACCAAAAAAUCCCCAGAUUUUUUCAUUAAAAAAAUUUUUAUCAUUGAAAUAAAAAGCACCUUCAGACA
Messenger RNA from Vicugna pacos (alpaca), 4674 nucleotides. The record is from RefSeq and is a predicted model, not a curated record. NCBI's taxonomy places the organism in Eukaryota, Metazoa, Chordata, Mammalia, Artiodactyla, Camelidae.